AUGGCAUUUUACAGUCGCAACCACAGCCAACUGUCUGCGGAUCAGCUUCGCCACUCUGACUCUGACUCCGACUCCCGCUACCACCACGGAUGGGCUGGCUCGUCCUCCUCAAGCUACUACAACGAGCCAACGACAUCUGAUCCUCGCUACCAUGCCUUUGGUAGCUACUAUGCCAGCAAGUCAGCCUCAAACUGCAACCACCCCUACAGAUCUGGGGACUACAAUGAGUCUCAGCAAUCAGAGGGCCAUCACCACAUGUGGCAGUCUCAGGAACACAGUGGCGCACCACCUUCUUCUUCCUCAGUGGCCACUUCAAGCCCUCCCAACUUGCAAGAUGACUCCUACGGCUGGAUGAACUCGGCCGAUGGCAGUGAGCCAAAUCUGUGCCACUGCGGCAAGACAUUCCGACGUCCCUCUGACCUCGCAAAACACCAAAAGUACCACAUGAAAUACUUCUCAUGUCUCGCCUCAGGAUGCGACAAGUCUUUUGCCACUCAGAAAGAUCUGAUCAGGCACACGCGCACACAUCGCAAAGGCGAGGGCUACCAAUGCAAGGUAGAAGGAUGCCGCAAGGCCAUGUCAGGCCAUGUGUACUCACGGAAAGACAACUUCGAUCGGCAUAUGCGGACGGCACAUCCAGACCAUCCGCAAAUUUGA
Molecule: messenger RNA, 657 nt
Organism: Fusarium musae
Lineage: Eukaryota; Fungi; Ascomycota; Sordariomycetes; Hypocreales; Nectriaceae
Exons: 2
Coding region: 1-657 (218 amino acids)
Biological process (GO): regulation of transcription by RNA polymerase II
Cellular component (GO): nucleus
Source: RefSeq, a predicted model, not a curated record